AUGAGUACUGCACCAGCAUCUCAAGAAAUUUAUAUAGGAUUUUCCUGUGAAUAGCCUUAUAAGGACAUAAUUUACUCAUAGGGUUAUUCACAGGAAAAACCCAUAAUUCUAAAUCAGUCUGAAGAAUCGGGUUCCAUAUUGCUAUAGGGUUUUUUAUUAUUGGCUGUAAUUUAGGGAAUUACAAUUCUGUCCAAAAUAAUAUUUCUGACACUCUCCAUUGAAAGUCUCAUAAAGAUCUUUUAAUCCCUCUAAUGGCUGCAUUAAUGCCUAUAGGAGCUAUAUUUGGAUCAAUUUUAGCAAGUCCUCUAUCUAAUAAAAAAGGAAGGCGCAAAGCCUUUAUAUUUUCUGAUAUAAUAUCAAUUAUUUCGUCCAUAUUUUUUAUCAUCCCGUUCACAGAAUGUUUUGCAAUUGGACGAUUUUUAUCAGGAUUUGCAUCAGGGCUGUUCACUGUUUUAUGUCCUGUUUACAUAUUUGAACGCGCUCCUAUUGAAAUCGGCGGGAAAAUAGGAGCUUUAAUUAGCAUGAAUUUGACAUUUGGGAUUGUGCUUAUGUAUGCAUUGGCUUUGCCGUUGCCAGAGGAAGAUUGUGAGGAUUAUGAUAUGAAUUAUUGAUGAAUUUUUAUGUUUUCUAUACAAGGAAUAGCUGGAAUAAUUCAGCUUGUUUUGUUUAUGGUAAAAUAUAAAUAUGACAGUCCUAUUUGAUUAUAAUAAUUUGCAUUAAUAAGGUAAAGAUAUAAAUGCUUUUAAAGAAUAAGGUUUUUUGCUUGAAAAUAAAUAUUAAAUAUAUAAAAUAGGGAUAGUUGAGAAAAAUCGCAUUGAAGAAGCAAGGAAAAGCUCCUCACAGAUUUAUCGUCAAGAUUCAGUUACUAAUAUUAUCCAAACCCUUCAAAAAAUCAUUGAAGAAUCAAAAGCAGGCGAAAACCUCCAUGGCUCAAAAUAUUCCGAUUUAUUUUUGUGUAGAAAACAUCAUUCAAAAACACUUAGAAUUGGCUGCAUGUUUAACAUUAUUUAUCAAAUUUGUGGAAUUAAUGCAAUUUUGACGUACUCCACAAAAAUUUUUAGCGAUUUUGGUGAUGAAUUUUUAGCAAGAGUUUUGACCUUGAGCGCGGGAUUUGCAAAUAUGGGCUCUGCGCUGUUUUUAUUUCCACUGAUUGAUAAAUAUAAAAGAAAGCCCACGCUUUGCUGAGGGUGCCUAGGUAUGGCGAUUUGUCUUAUAUUUUUAGGAGCCUUUUCUCUACAUUAUACAUCAAUGCUUCCUCAUUUAAUUUUUAUUUUGGCUUAUUUAACCUCAUUUAUAGUGUUUUCUGCUUUAUUAAUAAUCCUAGUUACUUAAUUUAUAAUAAUCCUAGCUAAAAAUAAUUAAUUCCAUAUAGGAUAAUAUUUUUUGAAAUUUCUAUAGGGCCGUUAUGCUGGAUUAUUUUAGGGGAAAUUUUAGAUGAAAAAGAAUCGAGCAUUUGCUAUGGACUAUGUUGAACAGCUGCAGCUGUAGUUGUUUUUAUUUUUCCAUUAAUGUAUGAUGGAAUUGGGAUUUCGAUAACGUUUUUUAUAUUUGGAGGAAUUUGUUUAUUAAGCAUUAUUUAUUUUUGAUGUGACUUGAUAGAGACUAGAGGAAAAAGUAGGACUGAGCUCAGGGUAGAGCUAUAUCGGAAACAAUAG
This is a messenger RNA of Blepharisma stoltei, 1655 nucleotides long. NCBI's taxonomy places the organism in Eukaryota, Ciliophora, Heterotrichea, Heterotrichida, Blepharismidae. The record is from the annotation of a GenBank genome assembly.